UUUCGAUUUUACAUGAAACACUGCUUCCUCUUUCAACCCCCUGACCCCACCUCCCCCUUGUUCGUAAACUGUUCGUUCUCUUCGCCAUUUUGUUUCGUGGACGUUGAUAGGCUCAGUUGAACCUUGAGAUUUCAGCGUUUGGAAUUGAGGAAGAAUUGAAAUAAAUAAUGGCAUUCUAUGGGAAUAAUAGAUUUGGUGGAAAUAGUGGGAGGAAUGGUUUUGGUGGCAACAAUGGAAGAAGCAGCUUUGGCAGCAACAGUGGAAAAUCAGGUUUUGGCGGGAAUCAGGGAAGAAAUGGAUUUGGAGGAGGAGAUCGCAGAGGUGGGAAUGGCUUCACCGGUGGUGCGGAGCGCAGGGGAAGUGGUUCUGGUGCUGGAGGCAGUAUGAAGGGCCAGCAGCCAGGCGGAGGACUCGUUAAACCCCAGUGGGAAAUGCAUAACCUCCGACCUUUCACCAAGAAUUUUUAUGUUCCUCAUCAGGAUGUGUCAAACAGGACCCGUCAUGAGGUAGAAAGCUACCGUGUCAAAAAUGAGAUUACCGUCAAGGGAAACAACAUGCCUAACCCUAUCCAGUUCUUUGAAGAGAGCAACUUUCCGGAUUAUGUGAUGAGGGAAAUCAGAAAUUCUGGAUUUAAUGAACCAACUUCAAUUCAAGCACAAGGUUGGCCAAUCGCCAUGAGUGGGCGUGACAUGGUGGGAAUUGCACAGACUGGUUCUGGAAAAACACUGGCAUAUGUUCUUCCUGCGACUGUUCACAUCAACAACCAAGAAAGAUUAUCUCGAGGCGAAGGCCCCAUCGCUCUUAUUCUUGCUCCCACGCGAGAGUUGGCUCAGCAGAUCCAGAGUGUCGCUAGAGAAUUUGGUUCCUCUACGUAUGUUCGCAACACUUGCAUUUUUGGUGGAGCUCCAAAAGGGCCCCAGGCACGUGAUUUGGAACGUGGCGUUGAAAUCGUCAUUGCUACUCCCGGCCGACUUAUAGAUUUCUUAGAGAGAGGAAUCACGAAUCUCCGGCGAUGCACGUACCUGGUGUUGGAUGAAGCCGACCGGAUGCUGGACAUGGGAUUUGAGCCGCAGAUCCGCAAGAUUCUGGAACAGAUACGGCCGGACCGACAGACCUUAAUGUGGUCGGCUACGUGGCCGAAAGAGGUGCGUAAUUUGGCUGAGGAAUUCCUGAAGGACUACGUCCAAAUCAAUAUUGGUUCGCUGCAGCUUGCGGCCAAUCACAACAUACUUCAGAUCGUGGAUGUUUGCCAAGAACACGAGAAAAGUGACAAACUGAAUGCAUUGCUACAGGAAAUUGGCUGUGAACAAGAGGGAAAGACGAUAAUUUUUGUGGAGACAAAGAGAAAGGUAGAAGACAUUACAAGAAGCAUUCGCAGAUUUGGGUAUCCAGCUGUAUGUAUGCACGGAGACAAAUCUCAGCAAGAGAGAGAUCACGUUCUCAGAGAAUUCCGCGGUGGAAAGUCAAACAUCCUGGUUGCCACCGAUGUGGCUGCUCGAGGUCUAGAUGUGGAUGGUAUUAAGUUUGUGAUCAAUUUCGACUACCCCAACUCGUCUGAAGAUUACAUCCACCGAAUUGGACGCACUGGUCGUUGUCAGAUGACGGGCACCUCGUACGCCUUCUUUACGCCAAGCAAUAGUCGUCAGGCCAGAGACCUUGUCGCUGUUCUUCGAGAAGCUAACCAGGUCGUAAACCCAAAAUUAGAUGAGAUGGCUAGUCGAGGAGGAUUUGGUGGCAGAGGUGAUCGUCGUUGGGGAAAUAAUGGAUUUGGGCGUCAGCAGAAUGGGUUAGGUGGUGCCAAAAGGUGGGAAAACAAGAGUUUUGCAGGAAAGAUGAUGAAGGGAAGUGAUAUGACAAACAGGAAUAAGCCCUCGCAUUUCUCUACAACUGGAAAGCCUACCCAUUCUCAGGUAGGGGACAGUUACAGCUAUGGCCGGAGGAUGGGGGGAGACAACAAGUUCAGCCUCCCUCCACCACCAUCAGGAGAUACGAAUUGGGGAAAGCAGUUUCCACAACCCAUCAAGACAAAUGGCAGCACUGCAGCAGUUGCUUCUCCCAAGACAAAUAAACCCAUCCUGAGCGUGAAAGAGAUGUGUAACGUUCAAGGAAUGGCAGCACCUGGCAGUGGUAAUACCUACAAUUACCCAGCAUUCUUAAAUACUUAUGGAUGUGCUCAGAUGCAGGCUGUUCAACAGUAGACAUGCUAAAACCUAAGCGUUUGGCAUAUCUGAAGAACAGUCUGUGAACUAAGUCAAAUGUGUAGGUUGUGUUUAUGUAUAUAUUUUCUAUAUGAAAAUGCCCUUUUUCACGGUUUGGAAAAAAAUAUUUUUCUUUUUGUUCUGUAAUACUCUUAAAAAAAAUUUCUGUAGGCACAGUUCUUGUCUGUGAGGUGUGCAGACAUGGCUAAGGUGCAGUAAUGAAGGUUGUGCAAGGACCUUUGCAUCAUCGUAGUUUGUCAAUAGGACACCCAGCGAACAACAGUAUUUGUGAUAUUUGAAGUACGUAAAUUAUAUGCUUUGUUUUUUCCUUUAUUUAAAUGGUGAGAAAUUCCUCAGGUUGGUUGUAAGUAGCCUGGUUCAAGACUUCAAGGAAAAAUUGAGGCUGGAGCAGUACAGGUGUGAUGGUCGUUACCUUAUGACAAUGGAUCAGAAGAUUCAUGCUGUUUUUUUUUUAAGUUGGUUUUAAUGGCACAACAGAAUUCCAGCUUAAUGCCAUUCCAUUUUCCUGUCUUUUUCUAUGUAUAUACGAGCUGUCAAGAUAGAUGGUGGACAAAUAUUGCUUUAAAUUUCAGUAUUGCUGUGUGACGUAUUUUUGUCAUUACUUUAUCAACUAGAAUUCCAACAUUCAUGGCGUGCUAAUUUUUUUUUUCUUCCUACAUUUGUUACAUCUUAAUCUUACAUUAUACUUUAUUUUGAAAAUCCCAUGUCAUGGUUGUAAGUAAUGGUUUCUAGAUGUGUAUCAUGCUGUAACAAAAUCUUGUAGUGUACAUAGAAACCAUAUAAUCUACUUAUUCUAUCCCUUCCCCCACGCCUCUUAAAAUCACCGAUUGAACGUAAUAACUUAGGAACACAAUCAUUACAUGUCACACUGUUUUAAGAUCUUAUUGUAUUUGUUAUUUAUCCUCGUGUUUGACUGGAUGUUAUUUUAUUGUAAUUUGUGUAGUGGGUUGAAAUAAAAGUAAGUAAAUCCCA
Zootermopsis nevadensis is the source of this 3191-nucleotide messenger RNA. Its product is annotated as ATP-dependent RNA helicase p62. The record is from RefSeq and is a predicted model, not a curated record. Gene Ontology annotation, molecular function: RNA helicase activity; nucleic acid binding; ATP binding. Lineage: Eukaryota; Metazoa; Arthropoda; Insecta; Blattodea; Termopsidae.